UUUUUUGGAAUAGCGACAAUUUAAUAAAAUGUGGUCGUGUUUAGUCACAUCUAUAUUAAUUGUUUGCCUCCUCGCUGAAACAUCUGCUCACUCAUUUGAGACUGAGGAGAUUGUACCUGUACGGCUGACUGGAAGGACCGCAGGACGAGUGGCCAAGAGGAGCGAAGAACAGCCCAACUUCAGUCUCACGGCUUUCGGCAGGAAUUUCACACUUAAUUUGACACCGGACAGCACCUUUAUAUCGCCAGCACUGAAGGUUUAUCGCAUCAAAGCCAAACCACAAGAAAGACUUGAGUCCACUAACAAGCUGACAGAACUUUAUAAGUCCUUGAAUCAAACUGAAGAGACUGGAGCAGAAUUAUUAAAAGGUUGCUUUUACAUCGGCGCUGUUGACUCCGAUGAGGACUCUAUUGUCUCUGUCAGUUUAUGUCAUGGGAUUUUAGGAUCAUUUAUCACAGACGGUAAAGAAUAUCUAAUCGAACCAAAACUUCUCGUCUUGGGAACAUCUGGAAAGUUAACCGAGCAGCUGCAUGUCAUUAAAAGAAGACGUUUUACAAAGUCUCCGCAGGUCUCUAAACCGCUGUCAGAUAUAAGAGAUGAUGAUCAGGAUUCGAUGUCUAGACGCAGGCGCUUUGUCUCUACUCCCAGGUUUGUUGAGACUUUAGUGGUCGGUGACGCUUCUCUGACACAUUUCUAUGGAGACGAGAUCAAGCACUACAUGCUGACCUUGAUGUCAGUGGCUGCUCAGAUUUUCAAGCAUCCCAGCGUUAAGAACUCCAUCAACAUAGUGCUUGUGAAGAUGCUGAUCGUGGAGGACAAAGAGGUUGGGCCGUCCAUCUCCAGCAAUGGAGGCGUCACUUUGCGCAACUUUUGUGCCUGGCAACAGCUCUUCAACCCACCCAGUCACAGGCAUCCGGAGCACUUCGAUACAGCCAUACUUUUUACUAGAGAGGACAUCUGUGGACAUCAGAGCUGUGACACGCUGGGUGUAGCUGAUGUUGGAACCAUGUGUGACACCAAAAGGAGCUGUUCUGUUAUUGAAGACAACGGUCUUCAGGCUGCUUACACGACUGCACACGAACUAGGCCAUGUUUUGAGUAUGCCUCAUGAUGACACUAAGAACUGUGAGCAGCUUUUUGGACAUCUAGGCGAGCACCAUAUCAUGGCCCCUGUAUUCACUCAGCUCAGUAAGACCUUGCCUUGGUCUCCCUGCAGUGCUUUGCACAUCACAGAGUUUUUCGACAAUGGACAUGGAGACUGUUUACUGGACACCCCUGAUACGAUAGUGGCUUUACCCACUGAGCUGCCAGGCAUAACUUACAGCCUGGACCGCCAGUGCCAACAGAUAUUUGGAGAGGAGUUUUCACAUUGUCCCAACACCUCAGCCAAUGAGGUGUGCGGACAGCUCUGGUGCCAGCAAGAGGGUCAGUCUGUGUGCACAACCAGGAACGGGAGUCUUCCCUGGGCAGACGGCACAAGCUGUGGCCCCAAUAGGACCUGCCUGAACAGCAUAUGCAUGUCCUCUGAGGAAGUCAUGAGGCCUAAGCCGGCUGUGGAUGGAGGCUGGGGCGAGUGGGGAACAUGGCAACCGUGUUCCAGAUCAUGUGGAGGUGGAGUGAUGUUCUCCUACCGAGACUGCAGCCAUCCAUCUCCUCAAAACGGCGGAAAAUACUGUGUGGGCCAGAGAGUGAAGUAUCAGUCCUGCAACAAACAGACCUGUGAGAAUAACCAAGGAAAAAGUUUCAGAGAGGAACAAUGUGAGAAGUACAACAAUCCAAAUUUUUACUUCCGGAACUUGAUUGUUGCUCUCUAUCAAAUUUUUCCCCAUUUCUUUAGCCAUGGAUAUAGAGACAUUGUGACGAUUCCAAGUGGAGCCACUAACAUUAACAUCAAACAGCAGAGCCAUGGAAGUAUACCACAUGAUGGACAUUACCUGGCUGUACGAAGAGAAAAUAGUGAUUAUAUCUUGAAUGGCAACUUCUCGGUGUCCACAGUGGAGCAGUAUAUUCCAGUGCUGGGGGCUGUGCUGAAAUACAGUGGCUCGUCCACCACACUGGAGAGACUUCAGAGCUUCCGCCAGCUACAGGAACCAAUCACAAUACAGCUGCUCUCUACCGCUGGGGAAUCCAUCCCACCGAAGGUCAAAUACACCUUCUACAUCCCCAAAACCAUGUCUUUUAGCAAACCCAAAGACAAAAAGAUUGCUGGCAAACUUAUUCAUCCUUUUGGGUUGCCACAGUGGGUCUCGAGUGAGUGGUCUGAAUGCUCCAAAACGUGUGGUUCAGGAUGGACCAGGAGAAAUGUGGAAUGUAAAGACAAUGCUGGCUUCUAUUCAAAUCACUGCAAUAAAGAUCUCAGACCCUCUGAUAUAAGGCCCUGCGCAGACCUGCCAUGUCCCAUAUGGCAAAUAGGGCCUUGGUCUUCAUGCUCACAAUCUUGUGGCCAUGGGGAACGCCAGCGUAGGAUUCUCUGCAUUGAUUACGCUGGAAAGAUUGUGGAACUGGAGAACUGUGAUCCUGCCAAGAUGCCUGAAUCAGUAUCUGAAAAGUGUUUCUACCAAGAGUGUUGAGGACAUCCUGCAGGCUUUCAAAUUAUUCAGAGGUGAUAAGACACUCCUGUGAAAGAAUAUGAAGAUUUUCAUUUGACCGUGCUUCAGGUUGGAGCAGGAAAUAUUCAUGCUUUAGAUGGAAAAUUUGUUGAGCUUUCAUGAAUGUUGCACAGACUGAUCACUUGGCCUUUGGUUUUCCAGAUAUAUACAUGUAUAUUUAUAACCACUAUUGAAGUUUGAUCCAAUAGAUAUCUACCUCAGCAAGCAAUGCUUUAUUGCAGUUUCCCUAACUUCUGUCUCCUAAUUGCUUUCUUAGAGCAUUCCACAUAAAUUAUUUUCAAGUAUGUCAUAUUUAAUGAUUCUUAACCAUACAAAACACAGCAAUUGGCUAAGACUUAACAUUCAUCUCAGGCUGACAUUAUUUUAAAUCAUUUCCCACUUUUUUGUUUUUGUACAUUCAGAUGUACUAAAAAUUCAGUUUUUAAAUAAAUUUGGAAUUACAAAAUGGAAUUAUUUUAACUUGGAAUGGGAAAAUCUUACAAGGAACUGUCACUUGCUAAGCCGCUAUAAAGGUGCUAUCAUUCUUUUUUAUUGAUUUACUUUGUGAUUGGGUCAGUAAUUUAGAUCAUUUUUAUUUAUAAACCUUGGCUUGCAUUUAUUAGUGGCUUAUUUUCACUUUCAGAUUUAAAGAGUAUCAAAAACACUUGAUAGAGCAUGAUCAUAUAAAUCUAUUAGAGCUAUUUUCAUAUAUAUUUAAAACUGUAUCAGAGGUAAACAGUGGUUGAGCCUAAUUUAUAUUCUGAAACUUUAAUACUUACAGGUAAGUGUUAGAUCUAGCUUUUGAAAAUUCCUCAACAAACAUAAUGUUUGUGUCCAUUCAGAGGGUUGUAUAACUUACUAUUUACUAUCGCUGUUCUUUGUAUUAAACACUGCUUUAUUUGUGAACGGCUAUGUGAAUGAAAACCUGGAUGUUUGGAAACAUCAGUCCUUCCAGGGUUUUCAUACUCCAUGAGUGGAUAUAUCUGAACGCUUGAAAGAACUGUGUAGAUGUGAAUGAUAUUAAGAAAAAAAACUGUACAGCAUGAAACUAAACUGAGAAAUAGUUAGUGCUCCAUAAAAAUGAUUGUAUAUGAAUAUUAAUAUGGUAUUGACCAUUCCAGUUGUAUACAUUAGUCAUAUUUGUCAUAUUAAAAAUGCGACAACAUAUAUUAUCCCUUCAGUGAAGGAUUGUACUUUGUUACUUCUUCAUUGUAAAGCUAUUUAUUUUUGUACAUUUUAUAUUGUGUAAAAUGGAUACAAAUU
Molecule: messenger RNA, 3850 nt
Organism: Sinocyclocheilus grahami
Lineage: Eukaryota; Metazoa; Chordata; Actinopteri; Cypriniformes; Cyprinidae
Product: A disintegrin and metalloproteinase with thrombospondin motifs 8-like
Exons: 7
Coding region: 29-2569 (846 amino acids)
Biological process (GO): extracellular matrix organization; proteolysis
Molecular function (GO): zinc ion binding; metalloendopeptidase activity
Source: RefSeq, a predicted model, not a curated record